Molecule: messenger RNA, 2367 nt
Organism: Malaya genurostris
Lineage: Eukaryota; Metazoa; Arthropoda; Insecta; Diptera; Culicidae
Product: protein arginine N-methyltransferase 7-like
Exons: 2
Coding region: 235-2346 (703 amino acids)
Biological process (GO): peptidyl-arginine methylation
Molecular function (GO): protein-arginine omega-N monomethyltransferase activity
Source: RefSeq, a predicted model, not a curated record
UCUUUGCAUAUCAUAUCAUAGAAUGUGGCCGUCGGCAGUAGUUUUUCUUUUUUUUUUCUUUUCUGGUAUAUUCUUAAAAUUAAUUAAUUCAGCUGCUUGUCGUCGUGUCGGAGAUCGGAACUAUACUAAUGGAGGAAAUAUCGAUGAAUAUUUAGAAUUUGGUUUCAAUUUUUAUUUAGAAAUUAUCGAAUAUUCUCAAAUCAAUAUUUGAUGAGUCGAUGAAUUGUUGGAUGAAUGAAAAUAAAUUGUUUACAUCGUUCAGUAUUUUUAAUUUCUUCUUACUGCAAAAUAAUGAACUCUAAUUUUGAUGUCUUCAAUAUGGAUAGCGAUGAUGGUGAAUUCGAUCUUCAACAGGAAAUUGCUCGCAGUGCUUUCGCUGAUAUGUGUCACGAUUGGGAACGCAAUCGAAAGUACGACCGUGCGAUACAGCUGACAGUCGAACGACUGCAUAAAGCCGGUAAGAAAGCUCACGUACUGGACAUUGGAACUGGUAGCGGUUUACUGUCGAUGAUGGCAGUCCGAGCGGGGGCCGAUAGUGUGACAGCAUGUGAAGCGUUUCGCCCAAUGGCUGACUGUGCACAACGAGUUAUUGCGGCUAAUCUUGGAAUUGCUGAAAAAAUUCGGCUUGUGAAGAAAAAAUCUUCCGAAAUGAAGGUGGGUCCAGGUUUGGAUAUGGAGCGAAGGGCUAAUGUGCUGGUCACCGAGCUCUUCGAUACUGAAUUAAUUGGAGAAGGCGCCAUAGCCACUUUCAGACAUGCUUUGGAUAAUUUGCUUGAACCUGAUUGCCUAGUAAUUCCGCAUUCAGCGACGAUUUAUGGUCAACUUGUCGAAAGUCCGUGGAUAAUGAGAUGGCAAGUUCCCAAAGCGCUCAGCAAUUCCGAUGGAGAUGUGUUGUUGCGUACACCGAACGAGGUCGAGUGCUGUCGAGGAUCGUCGGCAGUUUUUGACGUUCAGUUAAAUCAACUGCCCUUAGGAAGUUUCAAAGUACUCUCAGAACCAGUUGCGGUAUUUGAUUUCAAAUGGUCUAAGCGUGAAAAUCUCGAAACCAAACGGCAUUCAAGAAGUUUGGUUGAAAUCAAAAACGCAGGUGUUGCACAGGCUAUAUUUAUGUGGUGGGAAUUGAUAAUGGAUGCGGAAGAAACGGUUCUUUUGAGCUGUGCUCCAUUUUGGGCACAUCCCGACUACGAAGAACUUCGAAAGAAUAGUACAGUUUCGCACAUUCCUAAUCAAAAUGUUAUACCCUGGAGAGAUCAUUGGAUGCAAGCAAUUUAUUUUUUACCCAAUUCGAAAACUGUCGUUAUCAAAGGACAAGACGUUAAUUUGGAUGCUUACCACGAUGAGUUUUCUUUGUGGUUCGGGAUCGACCAGCCAGAUCUAGAUCCUGCACACUGUUCAUGUGGAUUUCAUUUGGCGUACUCUCGUUCACGAAUCGGUCAACUGAAUGACGGCGCUCGAAACAAGCGAGUACUGAAUUAUUUAGAAGACAUCAUCAGCAAGGAUUCUAUUGUUUUAGUACUCGGCGAAGGAUCACUUUUGGGAUUAUCUCUUGCAGCAAUUGGAGUUAAAAAGAUCAUUUUGUUAGAAACAAACCGAAUAUCUAAGCAAUGCAUGCUGAAAUAUUCUACUCAUAACGGGUUGAAUGGUGUUGAUAUAAUUUCCAGUGUUAAUCAGUUGAAUGACGAUGUAACUCACGUAUUUGGAGAACCAUACUUCGGAUCAGCAAUUUUGCCAUGGGAAAAUGCUAUUCAAUUUGGGACUCAAUUGGGACUUGUUAGAUCUAAGCUUAGUUCAUCUGUUACGAUUAUACCAAAUUCGUUUAGUAUAUACGCACUUCCAGUGCAGUUUUUAGAUUUGCAGAAAAUAUGUGCCCCUCUAGGAAAAUGCGAAGGCUUCGAUCUCAGUAUAAUGGAUCAAAUGAUUGAAGAACAUUCCAAGCUAACCGAUUCAUCGGUUGAAGCCCAGCCGCUUUGGGAAUAUCCAUGCUUCGCAGUUGGACCUAGAACUAAGCUGUUACAUGUGAACCUCUCGGAAGAGAUCUUUGAAUCCUGCAUGUCUGAUGGCACAAUUGAAAUCACACUAGACAAUGUGGUGUCCGAAUGUAAUGGAAUCGCUCUUUGGGCUGAUUGGCAUAUGGAUAAGACGGAAAAGUCUAGCACCAUUAUAACUACCGGACCGUUGACGCCAUUAUUGAACGAACAACUAACCGAACGACCUACUCCCGUAGAAUGGAAUACUAACUGGAGACAAGGAGUUCAUUUGUUCAAAAAUCCGGUUCGAAGAAAAUCGAUUUCCUGGAACGUGAAAUUCAAUUGUCAUUUAAAAAAAUGUUUCUUUCAUUUUGAAUGAAGUUUAUGACAAUUUUUUAAA